Molecule: messenger RNA, 1197 nt
Organism: Durio zibethinus
Lineage: Eukaryota; Viridiplantae; Streptophyta; Magnoliopsida; Malvales; Malvaceae
Source: RefSeq, a predicted model, not a curated record
AUGGUAAGCUUGAUGCAGGAGAAACGAGCAGAGCAAAGAAAGGUGAAGUUUCCAAAAAGAAAAGAGAAUGAAGCUCAAGCAGUGAACUAUAUGAGGUGCGAUCCUUGGGAAGUGGGUAAACUUUUUUCUUUGGAAAUAUUUGUUGUGGAGAAUAUGAGCCUCAAUGGUCAAAUUCCGGCUUUCAUUUUCAACAUUUCUUUUUUGAAGAGAGUUUAUUUCUACAACAACAGUUUGUCUGGUAGUCUUCCAGAUACCAUGUGUUCCCAUCUUCAAAAACAUGAAGUGCUUGAUUUAACUUACAACGAUAUUUCUGGUCAUAUUCCCUCAAACAUCGGUGAAUGUAGCAACCUUCAAAGUGUAUCAAUAUAUGGUGAAAUUCCAUUGGAGAUUGGGAAUUUUAUUACAUUGGAGCUCUUUUAUGCAUCAGAGAUUAUGCGGCUAAGAGGGCUAAUUCCAUCUUCCAUCUUCAUUAUUUAUUCUUUGAAAAUAAUUUCUGCUCAAAACAAUUGUCUAUCAGGCAAAUUACCAUCCACGUGCUUGGCUUCAAAUCUCGAGGGGCUCUAUCUAUGGAGUAAUAAUCUUAGUGGGAAUAUUCCUAAUUAUAUUUCUAAUGCUUCUAAGCUCAGAAUUUUAGAAUUGCAACAAAACUCCUUCACUGGCUUUAUUCCAAAUACCUUAGGCAAUUUGACUCUCCUUGAGGCUUUAAGGCUUUCAUCAAACCAUUUGACCACCAAAAGUCCAAAUCAUGAAUGGAGCUUUCUUUCUUCAUUAGCACACUGCAGGAAUCUAAGGAUCUUAAGGAUAUUUUCCAAUCCAUUGAGAGGUGUUCUUCCAACUUCUAUCUUAAAUCUCUUUUCAUCACUUGAAGAAUUCAAUGCCAAUGACUGCAAAAUUAAAGGUUGGAAGGCGAAAUCCCCACCGAAGGAUCCUUUACAAGCUUCACAGCAAAAUCAUUUAAAAAUUAUUAUGCACUUUAUGGUUCAGCUAGGUUUGAAGUCUCUGAUUGCAAAAAUAGCACCCAUCGACAAUCCAAAAGGAGCCUAUUAUGAUUCAACAAUUCUGGAAAUACAUAAUGGAAAUAUGUACAACAGACUUCUACAAGCGAUUGACGGAUUCAAUAAAGGUAACUUGCUUGGUUUUGGAAGUUUUGGCUCGUAUAUAAAGGAAGACUUUCAAAUGGGAGGAAUGUUGCAGUAA